Molecule: messenger RNA, 744 nt
Organism: Striga hermonthica
Lineage: Eukaryota; Viridiplantae; Streptophyta; Magnoliopsida; Lamiales; Orobanchaceae
Source: the annotation of a GenBank genome assembly
AUGGCCUCUGAAGGAGAAGUAAAACUCCUGGGUGCAUGGCAAAGCCCCUACGUUCUACGUGCCCGAAUCGCACUCAACGUUAAAUCCGUGCCUUAUGAAUUCCAGCAAGAAAACAUUCUUGAGACCAAAAGUGAACUCCUACUGAAAUCCAAUCCAGUCCACAAGAAAGUUCCAGUUCUCAUCCAUGCUGGCCGGCCCGUCUCUGAAUCACUCGUCAUUGUCGAGUAUAUUGAUGAAGUUUGGAGUGGAAGGGAACCCAUUCUGCCUUCGGAUCCCUAUGAUCGGGCCGUCUCCCGGUUUUGGACUACUUUCAUCGAUGAUAAGUGGUUCCCAAGCUUCAAGUCGAUUUUACUGUCUUCAUCCGAGGAUGUUAGAAAUGCAGCAAAAGAGGAUGUAACUCGGGGCCUGACUUUAUUAGAGAACGUCUUCGCAGAACUGAGCAAGGGACGAAAAUUCUUCGGUGGUGACAAAAUUGGCUACUUAGACAUUGCAUUCGGAUGUUUCUUAUCAUGGAUAAGGGUGACACAAAGAGUGUGCAAAAUUAGUUUGAUUGACGAAUUCACGACUCCUGGUUUGUUUAAAUGGGCUGAGCAGUUUUGUGCUGAUGUUGCUGUUAAGGAUGUCUUGCCUAAUGCGUUCACUUGCAGUUUCUGGGUCGGGUUUCGGGGCCGUGACUCUGCUAUUAUUGUGCUUGGUGUGGAAUCAUGUUGUGGGAAGAGGCAGUGUCUUCUCUUUUGUUGUUAG